AUGCCAACUGCGGAUCCUCAAUUCAAGUUCAACAAGAAACUUGUUCGCGACCUCAUGACACCAAAGUUUCUCAACAAGGUCUCAGCGCCUCCCGUAUAUGAGAAAGCCACUGCUCUUGUUGCUCUGUGGAACCUGAAGGCAUUCAAGGCUCAUGGCGGCCCUUUUGAGGCAGGAAAUGACUUCUACUCAGCGACUCUCGACAUGAUAUGCGGUGUCGCUUUUGGUAUGGAAGAUACAAAGUCUGCGCUACGACAUGAAAUUGCUCAUGUGCAGUCGACCAAUCCCACCUUUUCAUCGAUGGAGGAUGGACCAGUCUAUUUCUCUCAAGCUCGAGCCAUACCGGAGCUGGAGGCUCUUCUUGACAUCCCCAAAAUGGUGUCCAUAGCUCAAGCGAGUCCGUUUCCCACCUUUUCGCAAUUUCUCGCGUUACUCAAACCAAAACAUGCACGAGCCCAGUGGAAUAGAAGAGCCUUGGUAAAACGACAGAUAGCUCGGAGUCUACCGAGACUUACUUCAGCUGGUGCAGAAGGAUGCAGGAGCGCACUUGAUCAGCUAUUAUGGCGAGAGAUGAAUGCUGCCAAGGAGGCUGACCGAUUGCCGGAUUACUACUCGCCUGCAAUUCGAGAUGAGAUUCUUGGAUAUCUCCUCGGUGGUCACGAUACCACGGCCGCCAGCCUCUCGUGGUGGGUAAAGUUCAUGUCAACCUACCAGUCCGUCCAGGCUCGCCUUCGCGAUGCCCUGCGACAGGCUCACUCCGACGCUUACCGCGACUCUCGGUUUCCAACGAUGGAAGAGAUUUGCGGAACGUCGAUACCUUAUCUGGACGCCGUCAUGGAAGAAGCCCUCCGUUGUGGUUCUGUCGCGACACUCAUCGCCCGAACGGCAACUUGCGAUACGCAAAUCCUCGGGUAUCCGAUUCCAAAGGGCGCCGAUGUCAUCUUAACGGUUACCGGCCCGUCCCUGACCGAGCCAGCUUUACCAAUUCCCGAGUCGCUGCGUUCUCCAGAGUCACAAGAGUCCAAAGACCGAGUUCCCUGCUGGGAAGACGAUGUAUCCGAAUUCAAGCCGGAGAGGUGGCUCAAGCUGGUCAAGAGUGCUGAUGGAAGCGAAGAAGAAGUCUUUGACCCGAAUGCAGGCCCAACUCUCAUCUUCUCGGCUGGGCCUAGGCAGUGCUUUGGGAAAAGACUGGCAUAUAUGAAGUUACGAACAGUAAUGACAUUGUUAAUAUGGAACUUUGAGUUCCAGCUAUUAGAUGGGCCGUUGAACAGUCCGGACAUUCACGAAUGUUUUGUAAAUCUACCAAAGGACUGUUACGUCAAACUUGCAAAAGUAUGA
Trichoderma breve is the source of this 1335-nucleotide messenger RNA. Its product is annotated as cytochrome p450 domain-containing protein. The coding region runs from base 1 to 1335 and encodes 444 amino acids. The transcript is spliced from 3 exons. Gene Ontology annotation, molecular function: heme binding; oxidoreductase activity, acting on paired donors, with incorporation or reduction of molecular oxygen; iron ion binding. The record is from RefSeq and is a predicted model, not a curated record. NCBI's taxonomy places the organism in Eukaryota, Fungi, Ascomycota, Sordariomycetes, Hypocreales, Hypocreaceae.